AUGGAUCACAACUCGCACUCAACCGAUGGACCCAAUGGUGAGGUCAGUGGCGACGCUAAACCAGAAGACAAAUCAGAUGAUCAAAAUACGAGUCAAUUGAAUGCAAACAAAGAGACUAAUGAGUGCCCAAUGGAUCCAAUGGAUGGCAAAGACAACACAAGCGAUGCCAUCGAUGCCAACACAACGAGUGACACAAAGACUGUGAAACCAUUGGACACAACGAAAUCCAAACUCGUAGGACCUCCUAAACUACUGCUGGAGGAAGAGGACAAUCUGUUGAGUUAUGAUCCGACGCCCAACACAUCCUAUCCAUCGAUUAAAUGGCAUUCUUUACAACAAUUACAACAACGAGAAUACGGGAAACUAAUGAGGCCGGGAAACAAGCGUCCAAUGAAUUCAUAUGAAUCGCAAGCGUUUCGCAGAUAUGCUUACAAUUCGUUGUAUUUCUUCCAAAGACUUGAAUUAAUGGCCAAAUUUGAAGAACACAACGGUUGUGUGAAUUGUCUCAAUUUCAACAGUUCUGGUGACCGACUCAUAUCAGGCAGCGAUGACCUGCGAGUGGCCAUUUGGGACUGGCAGAAGUCUACACUCAUUCAUAAAUACCAUACCGGUCACACAUCCAAUGUAUUUCAGUGCAAGUUCUGCGCUGAUGGACACCAUAUCGUGAGUUGUGCCCGCGAUGGACAGGUCAGGAUCUGCAAUGUGCACCGGAUUGGCAGCACUGUUGUGUCCAACAAACUGGUUCAGCAUAAGGGCGCCGCACAUAAGCUCUCUCUGACGGCACCGCAAGUCAUACUGAGUUGUGGCGAAGACAGCGUUGUCUUUGAGAUCGAUCUCAGAGCAGACAAACCCACGAAACUAUUGAAUGUCAAGAAUGCCAAUCAACAGAGAGUACCCCUGUAUUCGGUCCAUUCAAAUAUGGUGUUCAAUCCGUUGCAGUUUGCGGUGUCGGGUAGGGAUCCCUUUGUUCGCGUAUACGACCGAAGAUUUCUUCCAAAUAGUGAAGCGAAUGGAACUGUAGCUCCAGUGCUUAGCAUAUGUCCCGAGAAGUUGAAGCAAAGCAAGCAUUCGGUCACUUGUUGUCAGUAUAGCUCAACGGCAGACAAACUGUUGGCCACUUAUAAUGACGAAGACAUCUAUACUUUUGACGCUAAAACUGGUUUAUCUGAGACCCGAUACAGUGGACAUAGAAAUAACGCUACCGUUAAGGGAUGCGCCUGGUUUGGGGACCAGUAUAUUGUCAGUGGCAGUGAUGAUGGAUAUGUCUACGGAUGGGACUCACAGUCGCAACACAUCGUUAUGUCUCUAUACGCCGAUGAGAAUGGAGUUAAUAUGUGCUCUCAAGCCUUAAAAGUGUGCAUUUGUUGGCAUAAACGACAGGAAUUGGUUGAAAUCAUACAAAUCCAUGCAAUCAAUCUCUGCCAUAUCUGA
Oppiella nova is the source of this 1431-nucleotide messenger RNA. The record is from the annotation of a GenBank genome assembly. Lineage: Eukaryota; Metazoa; Arthropoda; Arachnida; Sarcoptiformes; Oppiidae.